Molecule: messenger RNA, 324 nt
Organism: Pipistrellus nathusii (Nathusius's pipistrelle)
Lineage: Eukaryota; Metazoa; Chordata; Mammalia; Chiroptera; Vespertilionidae
Source: the annotation of a GenBank genome assembly
AUGGCGGCGUCCGCAGCGAGGGCUGCCCUGGCUCUGCGGGCCCAUACCGGCCGGCCCGUUGCGUUUAUCAGGAAAAUCCCCUGGACCGCCUCUUCGAGUGAGCUGAGAGAACAUUUUGCACAAUUUGGCCAUAUAAGAAAGUGCAUUCUACCUUUUGACAGAGAGACUGGCUUUCACAAAGGUAUGGGUUGGAUUUACUUUUCUUCAGAAGAAGAACUUCAGACUGCACUACAACGUGACAGUCAUGUUAUUGAUGGAGUAAAACUCCAUGUUCAAGCUCAGAGACCAAAAGUUUUACAAGAUCAAACAUCUGAUGAAGAGUAA